GUGCGGCUCAGUGCCAGGUUAGGUGUUUUCGCCUUGAUCGACUUGCCGGGGGCCGGUCUGCAGUUUCGACGGUAAACCUGUGACUUGCCAGUUUCGACAGUCCAGAGAUUUACGACAGGCCAAAAUGGUGGAUCAAAAUGUUAUCGAUGAAAUAAUGCGAUUCAAGGCAGCUUUGGAGCGCCGUGAGGAUGCUUCUGACUCUGAGGAGUCAAUAGGCGCUUCUACCUCGAAUCGUGGGCGAAAACUCAAGCGCAAGGCACGGACGGUGCACGAGGGUCGUCUGGGCAUGGCUUACGGGGCGGGACUACAAACAGAGGCUGUUGAAUAUGCAAACAAGCGCAGACAAGUGAUUCGUCUUCUGUCGACCCACAAGCGCGCAGCUGAUAGUGACUCUGACGAGGAGUAUGGCGACGACGAGGAUGAGGAGGUCGACGAAGACGAUGACCCAUACGCUGGCAUAGAUUUGGAAGCUAUCCUGUCACCUAUCGGCCAUCCGUCAGAGCUACCGGGACACCCUGGUCUCUCGAAAGCUUACACCCGGACUACGAUCUCGACACUGGCACGACGUGCUCUGGACCUGAUCUGCACUGAACAGAAGCAGGUAUCGCAACUAAACCGACUACUAGCGGCGUUUCUCGGGGACAACCCCACUUAUAUCCGCGACGGGAACCUGCAUCUACCAGAAUUGUAUGAUCACGAUGGAGAAGGUGAUAAGCCGCCUACGAGCGAUACGAGCGCAGACAAGGCUGCGGGUGAAGACGGGAGCACAAAACUGAACGGAUACAGUAGUAAAUCCGAGAGUGCAAUUAAAGCAGAGGAUACAGAGAAUGGGAUAAACGGGAAUGGCCUUCCUGUGGACGGGCAAGAGGAGGGUAGCGACGCGGAUGACGCCGGACAUGCGCAGACCCGGCGUAUAACGCGGAACCAGACCACUAACGAGAUCGAACCCUUCUUUGCACUGCCGAGACUGGAGAUCGACCGUGACUUUGGGUUUCCGCCGGACGUCGCGCAGGAGACGAGACAGCUUGCGCAGAUUGCGGCCCAGCGAGGAGAGGAGUUUAUCCGGUCGCUGUACAAGAUCCGGGCGGGGUUGCUGCGGGCGGACCGAUGCCGUGCGCAGGUUUACAAGUGGUGUCGGGAGGUUGGAGGGGACAUGAGCGAGGACGAGGAGUCGCCCCAGCAGACAUGAGGGAGUAGUCGAUAGUUGAAGAUGAGAGUGUAGUUCUAGUUAAUGGAAGGAGUUAAAGUGAAGAGAAG
This is a messenger RNA of Myxozyma melibiosi, 1257 nucleotides long. Its product is annotated as RXT2-like protein. Bases 125 to 1189 code for a protein of 354 amino acids. Lineage: Eukaryota; Fungi; Ascomycota; Lipomycetes; Lipomycetales; Lipomycetaceae. The transcript has 5 exons. Gene Ontology annotation, biological process: negative regulation of silent mating-type cassette heterochromatin formation; negative regulation of rDNA heterochromatin formation. Gene Ontology annotation, cellular component: cytosol; Rpd3L complex. The record is from RefSeq and is a predicted model, not a curated record.